GAACAGUCCAACCAUUGAAUUUUUCCCGCACUCUUGAAUGAAUUUCGCAUUAACGUACGCCUUCUUGGAGCCUAUUCAGUGAAAACCGAGAGGAGUUCUGCACCGCAGAAACUUUGGAGUUCCUGUCCUAUCAGGGUGUAUAUAGAGAGUUACACUUCCUGUUUGUCGUGAAGUGACGAUUUGUAAUCAGGCGGUGGUCAACACUCAACAUGUCAGGUCUAACCAAAGCCAAGCAGUAUGACUGGAAGGACAGCAAUCUAGCUUUGUUUGGAUCCGAUACCGAAAAACAGGUCAAAAAGGAGUCUGCAGAAUCAGAACCAGCCUGGAAAGGAAUCGGACAGAAAGCAGGACUCCAAAUCUGGAGGAUUGUGAAAUUCAAGGUGACAUCCUGGCCCAAAGAGGAUUAUGGGAAAUUUUACAAUGGAGAUUCUUACAUUGUAUUAAACACCUACAAGGAUGACAGUAGUGAUGAGUUGUUGUAUGAUGUCCACUUCUGGAUCGGGAAGUACAGCACUCAGGAUGAGUAUGGGACAGCAGCUUACAAGACUGUGGAACUUGAUACCUUUCUUGACGACAAACCAAUCCAACACAGAGAGGUCCAGGGCUUUGAAUCUGAUCUCUUCAAGUCCUACUUUGAUACAAUCACAAUUCUAGAGGGAGGAGCGGAGACCGGCUUUAACAAGGUGACCCCUGAGAAAUACACACCACGUCUGUUUCACUUCUGUGGAACCAGGAAAAAUGUGGAAGUUAAACAGGUUCCACGCUCUGCGAGUCGAUUGGACAGUGGAGAUGUUUUUAUUCUGGAUCUGGGUUUGACUAUUUACCAGUGGAACGGUAAAGGCAGCAACAAAGACGAGAGAAUGAAGGCAAUGCAGUAUUUGAUUGCCCUGAAAGACGAGCGCCGAGGGAAGGCCAAGUCCGAAGUUCUUGAGGAAGAGGGGUUAUCUAAGAGUCACGAGUUUUACCAUGCCCUGACUGAAGACGAUGUUCCAGAUGAAGCAGAGAACAUGAAGCCGAAAGAUUUGACAGUGGAACUCUUCAGAUUGUCUGAUGCCUCGGGAAAUCUGACGUUUAAAGUAGAGAAGAGUGGGUCAGUAUCCACAUCUGAUUUGGACAGCAAGGAUGUGUUUAUUGUCGACACCAAGAAAGCUGUCUACGUUUGGAUUGGAUUGGAAACUUCUGUUGCUGAGAGAAAGAAUGCAAUGACUUAUGCCCAUAAAUAUCUACAGAAAACGGACCAUCCACUUUUGAGCGUCACGUGCCUGUCUGAAGGAAAACAUGACAGACAGAUCCGGAUGGCUCUCAGCGCCUAGCUACCCGAGGACAGCCGAGGCUAAUCUAAUCAUAAAUAUUUGAUACUGAGAGAUGACAGUUUCUGAGUUGAAAGAAACUUUUAAUAUGUUGUUUUGAUAUCAGAUAUAAUCGUAGUUUAAAUGUUUUGAUGUAGGUUUUAGCAAUACAUAGUUUUCUAUCCAAUGAGAUGGAUUUCUUAUCCAAAGAUAUAGCUAUAAUUGAGAUUUAGCAAUAUGUAUAGUAUUAUUAUGUAUGGAUUUAUGUUAGGGGGAAAAUUACCACCGAUUGUUGGAAAAACUCAUCUUUGUUUCUCUUUAUCACUUACCUUUUUUUCAUUUUAUAUGCUUAAUUUAUAUAUUUUUCAUAUAUACAUACAAUUAUCAUUUAUCAAUGUUACUUAUAUAAAGGGUAGAUUAUAUGGGUUUUGGGGUUAAUGAUUAUUUUGGAAUUCUUUUUCAUUCCUUUCUUUUUUUCUAGUUUUAUAGUGCUAUUUUCUUGUGCAAUAAUGCUGCACAUCGCAGAUCAUUUUUAUAUAGAAAUAAAAGUUAUAACAUUC
Messenger RNA from Saccostrea cuccullata (small rock oyster), 1849 nucleotides. Its product is annotated as gelsolin-like protein 2. Gene Ontology annotation, biological process: barbed-end actin filament capping; actin filament severing; actin polymerization or depolymerization. The transcript has 14 exons. Gene Ontology annotation, molecular function: actin filament binding; phosphatidylinositol-4,5-bisphosphate binding. The coding region runs from base 210 to 1313 and encodes 367 amino acids. The record is from RefSeq and is a predicted model, not a curated record. NCBI's taxonomy places the organism in Eukaryota, Metazoa, Mollusca, Bivalvia, Ostreida, Ostreidae. Gene Ontology annotation, cellular component: actin cytoskeleton; cytoplasm.